Messenger RNA from Pteropus alecto (black flying fox), 744 nucleotides. RefSeq names its product anionic trypsin. Gene Ontology annotation, molecular function: serine-type endopeptidase activity. Gene Ontology annotation, biological process: proteolysis. NCBI's taxonomy places the organism in Eukaryota, Metazoa, Chordata, Mammalia, Chiroptera, Pteropodidae. The coding region runs from base 1 to 744 and encodes 247 amino acids. The transcript is spliced from 5 exons. The record is from RefSeq and is a predicted model, not a curated record.
AUGAAUCCUCUCCUGAUCCUGGCCGUUGUGGGAGCUGCUGUUGCUUUCUCCACUGAUGACGACGACGACAAGAUCGUGGGGGGCUACACCUGCAAGGAGGGCUCCGUCCCCUAUCAGGUGUCCCUGAACUCUGGCUACCACUUCUGCGGAGGCUCCCUCAUCAGUAACCAGUGGGUGGUGUCCGCCGCUCACUGCUACAAGUCCCGCAUCCAGGUGAGGCUGGGAGAGUACAACAUCGAAGAGGUGGAGGGGAACGAGCAGUUCAUCAACUCCGCCAAGGUCAUCCGCCACCCCAGCUACAGCAGCCAGACCCUGGACAAUGAUAUCAUGCUGAUCAAGCUGUCCUCGACGGCGACCCUCAACAGCCGGGUGUCCACCAUCUCCCUGCCCAGCUCCUGCGCGUCCACCGGCACCCAGUGCCUCGUCUCCGGCUGGGGCAACACCCUGAGCUCUGGAAGCAACUACCCCGAGCUGCUGCAGUGCCUGAACGUGCCCGUGCUGAGCCAGGCCAAGUGCGAAGCCGCGUACCCUGGGCAGAUCACCAGCAACAUGUUCUGCGCUGGCUACCUGGAGGGGGGCAAGGACUCCUGCCAGGGCGACUCUGGUGGCCCCGUGGUCUGCAGCAAUAAGCUCCAAGGAAUCGUCUCCUGGGGCUAUGGCUGCGCCCAGAAGAACAAGCCUGGCGUCUACACCAAAGUCUGCAAAUUCGUGGACUGGAUUAAGAAGACCGUGGCCAGCAACUAA